Molecule: messenger RNA, 478 nt
Organism: Staurois parvus
Lineage: Eukaryota; Metazoa; Chordata; Amphibia; Anura; Ranidae
Source: the annotation of a GenBank genome assembly
AUGGGCCCCUGUACCGCCUCCUCUUGCUGCUGCCAGGCCCGUAAUCUGCCAUGGGCCCCCGUACCGCCUCCUCAUGCUGCUGCCAGGCCCAUAAUCUGCCAUGGGCCCCCGUACCGCCUCCUCAUGCUGCUGCCAGGUCCAGAGUCUCUCAUGGGUCCCUGUACGGCCUCCCAUUGCUGCUGUCUCUAUCGCCACACUCUGCCAUGUGCCACUUUCAGGUCUCCUCACACUGCUGGUGGGUUCCAUUUUUGUCAUAGGGUGCUGUAUGGCCUCCCAUUGCUGCUGCUGCCUCCACCGCCACACUGUGGCUCCACACUCUGGUUUUGGCCCCGUGACUGCCCAAAUGAGUGAAGUGUGCGGUGAUUCUAAGAUCGACGGCACUCAUCUGCAUGUCAUACUGACUGACAGUAUUAUUUCUCUUCCCCAGCAGACUCCAAGGGCAUUUAAAUUAAAGGUACAGUGUUCUGCACUAAUAUAA